AUGAAGAAGGUAAUGGAAGCUAUUUUAUGUAUUUUUUUUGUUAAUAACCUGAGGAGUGUUAAGAGUUUUAUUGCCAAUACAAAUCAUAUAUUUGAUGUAACCAAUUUCAAAAAUUAUAAUAAUUUAAUAAAUCCGAAAACAAAAUAUUUUAAAAAUAAGAGUGUGUCUAUAAAAAAAAAUAUAAUAUUUUUAAAGGAUUAUGAAAAAGCAGAAAAUGAUGAUAUAGAUACCGAAAAUACCAGUUCAAGCUGUUCUAAUGAGAAUGAAAAAACUAUUAAAAAAAAAAAAAUUAAGAAUGUGGGGAUAAAAAAGAAAAAGAGAAAAAAAGUUAGUAAUGUAUUAAAGUGUAAAUCAUGUACUAAACCCCUAAAGCCCAGAGCCAAGUUUUGCGUUCAUUGUGGUUCGAAUGUUUCGGUUGAAAAAAUUAAACUGAAGAAAUAUAUAGAAGAUAUUUAUUUGCCAAUAAGAAAAGAGGAAGUCAGUGCAAACACAUAUCGCGUUGAAAGAGGAUUUUGGAAUGAUAUAUUACCAAAAUUGGGAAAAUACGAACUUCAUGAAUUAGGAUCAAACAAUUGGGAAAGCUUUUUAAAGUACUUAAAAUCAAAGAAUUGCUCUCCAAGGACGAUGGCCCUAUAUCAAUCUACAUACCAGCAAUCAUUAAAAUAUGCUCUGUAUAGGGAUUAUUUAAAAAGUGUACAUAAUUUUCGUAAAAUAAAAAAAAGUACUAUUCCCAGGAGAAAAACCAUUCCUUUAUCACCGAAAGAGAUUGAGUUAUUGCUAAAGAACAGUGGAGAUAUGCAUAGAGCUAUAUUUGCCACAAGUAUAGGCAUAGGCUUGCGUCCUUCUGAAGUAUUAAGAAUUCUAUGGGAAGACAUAAACUUUGAAAAAAAGGAAAUAUUUAUUAAAGGAGAAAAAACAAAAUAUAGUAACACUGCUAUACCUUUGACAAAUUUUGCUUACAAUGAGUUGAUAAAAUGGUGGGAAAUAGAAAAAAAGCCAUCAAAAGGAUUAUGCUUUUAUCAGGAAACUAUCAAUAAUAAAUUUAAUUAUACAGACACGAAAACUCCAUUAAAGACGUUUAAAACAGCAUUAAAGGGGGCUGCUAAAAGAGCUGGAAUUGAAAUUAGCGAAGAUGGAAAGAAACGAAGAAUAUUUCCUUACUUGCUAAGGCAUUCCUUUGCAACUAUUGCUGCAACAUCUAACCCUCCAGUCCCAUUACCUGUAGCACAAGCAAUUAUGAGGCAUUCCUCAUCAAAAAUGUUAUUAGAUACAUACACAAAAGCAGGUAAUAACAUAAUUAGGGAUGGAUUAGAUAAUUUUAAAAUAUAA
Molecule: messenger RNA, 1329 nt
Organism: Plasmodium berghei ANKA
Lineage: Eukaryota; Apicomplexa; Aconoidasida; Haemosporida; Plasmodiidae
Product: tyrosine recombinase, putative
Exons: 13
Coding region: 1-1329 (442 amino acids)
Biological process (GO): DNA integration; DNA recombination
Molecular function (GO): DNA binding
Source: RefSeq, a predicted model, not a curated record